AGCCAUUUCGGCUAACGUGACCUCUCUUGAUCGCAGCCAGCUCGUGCCUGCUGCAGGGGGCCAGCCCGUGCCAGCGAGCCAGCGGUGCGAUGUCCGCGCUGACCUUGCAGAUCGAGGCCUACGCCUUCCGGGAGCUCGUGGCCCACCUGCAGUGGCAGUCUGGGGUUCAGAACAUUGACUUGAUGAACCUGGCGGGCUUCUGCCGAAAUUGCCUCGCGAAGUGGUAUCACGCUGGCGCCAAGGUGUACGGUCUGCCCAUGGAUUACUCCGAGGCGUGCGAGCGCGUGUACGGGGAACCGUAUCCGCAGUGGAAGAAACGGCACCAUGGCCGUGGUCGCGUGGCCACCACUGAUGGCUCAGGGGGGGGGCGACCGACCACGGCACCGGAGCCCAGCGACAGCGGAGCAGAUGGCCAUCUUCGAGUCGUCGAAGCCCAAGCACGCGAGGACGGACCCGGGCCCCGUGCUGCGGCAGCCGGGCGGAGGUGCCGCCGAGGCGGCGGGCCCGGCGCCCGCCGGCCACUCCAGCGUCUGCGGACAGACGUGCGACGCCGCGCCGGUGCCCGCCCCCGCGCUGGCAUACAGCAGCGCGGUGCCCGUGCGCAUCGGGGUCCUCACCUGCUCGGACCGCGCCGCUCGCGGGGAGUACGCGGACGAGUCCGGCCCCGCGAUAGUGUCCCUGGUGAGCGCCUUCGGGGAGACCAGCGGCGCCCUGGCUCCGACCUUCGUGCACCAGCUGGUGGUGCCCGACGUGGAGGAGGAGAUCCACGGCGCCCUCUCGGCGUGGAGCGCGGCUCGCGAGUGCGACCUCAUCCUCACGACCGGGGGCACCGGCCUGGGCCCCCGCGACGUGACGCCGGAGGCCACUCGGCGCGUGGUCCGCCGGCCGGCCGACGGGAUCGCGCGCGCGAUGGCCUGGCAGACCUCGCUGGUGGAGCCGCACAGCGUGCUCUCGCGCGGCGUGUGCGGCGUGACGGACACGGAGGUCCUCGUCGUCAACCUCCCCGGGCACCCGUCGGCGGUGCGGCAGUGCCUCUCGGUGCUGCUGCCGGUGCUGCCCCGUGCGCUGGAGAUGCUGGGCAGCCCAGGCGCCUCGUGAGCGAGGGCCUCGCGCGGGGAGGGCUGCCACGUGCGCCCGCGCGCCGAAGCCGAGGCCUCAUCGGUCAUCGUCGCCAGAACCGUCCCCGCUGGGAUGCAGUGGAGGCCCCUGCCGAGAAACACCCUGCUUGCCUCCAGGCCCCUCCGAAUCCCGCUGCCGCUCCCCCUUGCUUUCCGUCCUCUCCCCCCUCCUCUCUCCUCGCGCCAGCCGGUCGCGUCCGGGCGCGCCUGGGAGCGUGCACGACUGGGCGCUGCGUUCGCCUCCCUCCUGCUGGACCAGGCGUGGGCAGGUUUUGUUUGGUCUUUUGCGGAGAGACGGCAGAAGACCUCAGGGAGGAGGAGGAGGAGGUCACUGAAUGG
Molecule: messenger RNA, 1457 nt
Organism: Prorocentrum cordatum
Lineage: Eukaryota; Dinophyceae; Prorocentrales; Prorocentraceae
Source: the annotation of a GenBank genome assembly